Messenger RNA from Cladocopium goreaui, 645 nucleotides. NCBI's taxonomy places the organism in Eukaryota, Dinophyceae, Suessiales, Symbiodiniaceae. The record is from the annotation of a GenBank genome assembly.
AUGGGAACUCCCGGGGUGUAUCCCAACAAAACGACAGAGAAUCAUACUCUGUGGGCUUUGGACGCCAACACCGGAGAUAUGAUUUGGUCCUUCAACACGCCAUCCUGCACAGCUGUGGGUGCCCGGGGUGGCACCCUGGAAGAAAUGUGCUGGCCUUUGGCCUGGUCAGCACCGGUUAUCUCAAAGGAUGGGAUCGUUUAUAUCAACUGGGCCUUCGGCGGUGUCACCUAUGCAUUGCGUGACAUCAACAAAGAUGGCCUGUGUGACCUUCACAACCCCGAAGAAGUCUCCAGCUUUGAUUUCGGCAUUGGCCAUCAGGGAGGUCCAGCGCUGGCCCCUGGUAUGCUUGUAGUGCUCACCUGCCAUGGACCGAGGGCGAUUCUCACUGCAGCUAUAGAACAAUGAGUAGCUGAAUGCAGCUGGGUCUUGAGACGUGCUCGGGCAGACUAAUCAGCAAUGAUUUACGGUGCCCUUGUGCAAUUUUCAUUUGGGCCUAUGCAGGGGAAAGUCCUUGGGAGUAGAUGCCUUGUGGGGACCCUGCACGGCAGAUAGCUGGUGAAAAGCGGAUGGCACGCACGCCCAAAUGGUUUUUGAGGAUUGACUAAGACCAUGCCCAUCAGCCACUGUAACCAGCUGCCAGCAGAU